AUGACCCUGAACAACGUUACCAUGCGUCGCACCCACAACAGCAGCCUGCAGCAGCAGCAGCAGCGAUGGAGCAUCCCUGCUGAUGGAAAGAAUCUGCUGGUCCAGAAAGACUCCAACGAGUACAACCCACAGAAGCGAUACACCAUCAGUCCUGAUGAAUACUACAGAAGGAGCUGGUCCUCGGAGUCGUCUGACUCCGUCAUCUCCUCUGAGUCUGGCAGCAAUUGCUACCGGGUGGUGCUGAUCGGGGAGCAGAGCGUUGGCAAGUCCUCACUAGCCAACAUCUUUGCGGGGGUGCAUGACAGCAUCGACAGCGACUGUGAGGUGCUGGGAGAAGACACGUAUGAAAGAACCCUGAUGGUGGAUGGGGAAAGUGCAACCAUUAUACUGCUCGACAUGUGGGAUAAUAAGCGUGAGGGAGAAUGGAUUCAGGACCACUGCAUGCAAGUGGGAGACGCAUACUUGAUUGUCUACUCCAUCACCGACCGGGCGAGCUUUGAGAAGGCCUCUGAACUCAGAAUACAGCUCCGCAGGGCACGCCAGAAAGAAGACAUCCCCAUUAUUUUGGUUGGCAACAAAAGUGACCUUGUCAGAUGCCGUGAAGUUUCAGUGGCAGAGGGACGGGCCUGCGCCGUCGUGUUUGACUGCAAGUUCAUCGAGACCUCGGCAGCCGUGCAGCACAACGUGAAAGAGCUGUUUGAAGGCAUCGUGCGGCAAGUCCGGCUCCGCAGGGACAGCAAGGAAAAGAAUGAGAAGCGGCUGGCGUACCAGAAACGGAGAGAGAGCAUCCCCAAGAAAGCCAGGCGGUUUUGGGGCAAAAUAGUUGCCAAGAAUAACAAGAACAUGGCCUUCAAACUCAAGUCCAAGUCUUGCCAUGACCUAUCGGUACUUUAA
This is a messenger RNA of Egretta garzetta (little egret), 894 nucleotides long. RefSeq names its product GTP binding protein overexpressed in skeletal muscle (gene GEM). The record is from RefSeq and is a predicted model, not a curated record. Gene Ontology annotation, cellular component: plasma membrane. NCBI's taxonomy places the organism in Eukaryota, Metazoa, Chordata, Aves, Pelecaniformes, Ardeidae. The transcript has 4 exons. Bases 1 to 894 code for a protein of 297 amino acids. Gene Ontology annotation, molecular function: GTP binding; GTPase activity; calcium channel regulator activity. Gene Ontology annotation, biological process: negative regulation of high voltage-gated calcium channel activity.